AACCCCAAGUCCCAAUCCUCUUAUCUUUCACUUGUUCGAACAUCAGCGAAACCAUAAACACAGAGUAAUGAAUUCCUUCUUAAGCUCUUUUCUGCUGGCAGUUGUGCUUGGAACUACUUCCCUCUCCGCCGCUGUUCUCCCGGAAUCGGAUGGAUCUUUCAAAGCCGAACUGAUGAACACCAAAGACAAGGGCAACAACAAGGGUGGUGCUGGAGGAGUGGGCAGUUUCUUCGGACCCGCAGGAAGCGGUUUUGGGAUUCCAGGGUUGGGCAACGGUGGAAUCAGCGGCGGCUAUGGUUCCGGUUACGGAGGUCCUGGUGGGGGUUACUCUAAAGGCGGCGUUAUACGCCCAACAGUGGUGUGCAAGGAGCGGGGCCCUUGUUACAAGAAAAAGGUGACUUGUCCGGCCAAGUGCUUUACCUCCUACAGCCGCUCUGGUAGGAACUACGGCGCCGGUGGUGGCGGUGGCCGAUGCACCAUCGACUGCAAGAAGAAGUGUAUUGCUUACUGUUAAACAAGGAUCAACUUACUUGUGCUAACCGGAACGGCGGCUAUCCAGUUGCCGGUAAAGCAAAUGGGAGUACCUUUUGAUUUCUUGUUUUCUAGACUAAAGAGUUUAGUAGUAGUGUU
Molecule: messenger RNA, 630 nt
Organism: Telopea speciosissima
Lineage: Eukaryota; Viridiplantae; Streptophyta; Magnoliopsida; Proteales; Proteaceae
Product: keratin, type II cytoskeletal 2 epidermal-like
Exons: 1
Coding region: 68-514 (148 amino acids)
Source: RefSeq, a predicted model, not a curated record